Molecule: messenger RNA, 3243 nt
Organism: Hibiscus syriacus
Lineage: Eukaryota; Viridiplantae; Streptophyta; Magnoliopsida; Malvales; Malvaceae
Product: phosphoinositide phosphatase SAC3-like
Exons: 16
Coding region: 427-2922 (831 amino acids)
Biological process (GO): phosphatidylinositol dephosphorylation
Cellular component (GO): intracellular membrane-bounded organelle
Molecular function (GO): phosphatidylinositol-3,5-bisphosphate 5-phosphatase activity
Source: RefSeq, a predicted model, not a curated record
UUUAUAUAUAUAGUUUCUUCCAUUUUCAUCUGCGAAGAUUUUACUCACGGUGAUCGGAUAAGAAGAUCCAUAGAAUUUGGACGAUUUGUGGAGGAAUUUACUGGCGUUCGUGUUUUCUUUGUUCGAAUUAUUAAUGAGAAAGUAGUCGGAGCCGGAGAGGUCAAAGGUUUAUACCCAGGCUUUGUUUGAGUUUCCAUUGUUGUUGUGUUUGGGGCGGCAAAACUCCUCGAGCAAUGUUUUGGCGCAAGAAUGAGGUAUUGUACGGAUUAAGUUAAAAGGAAUUUUUCUCUCAACAGAAACUAAAAAUCAAAAUUAGGAACGGUUUUCGCUUUUGUGCAUGUUCUUCUGUUAAAUUCCCUGAGCUCAAGGCUCGGGGAGGAGAUCCGAAGCUAGAAAUUGGAAUUUUGGAGAAAAAAGAAGCUUAUCAUGGAAUCUUCCGCAGCAGAAAAAUAUGAUAUUAUUAACAAUAAUGUCAUCUCCUCGCAAUCUCAGACUUCUACCUGUAUGCAGAAAUUCAGACUCUACGAAACUCGAUCGAACUUUUAUAUGAUUGGAAGGAAUAAGAGUAAAACUUAUUGGAGAGUAUUAAAGAUUGAUAGGCUUGAUCCUUUCGAGUUGAAUAUUCGCGAGGAUUCUACCAAUUACACGGAGUUUGAAUGCUCAGAGUUGUUGAGGCGAAUACACGAAGGAAAUAAACCCACUGGUGGAUUGAAGUUUGUUACGGCUUGUUAUGGCAUUGUUGGGUUUAUUAAAUUUUUGGGGCCUUACUAUAUGCUGCUUAUUACAAAACGAAGACGGAUUGGUGCAAUUUGCGGUCACAAUGUAUAUGCGGUUUCGAAAAGUGAGAUGAUUCCCCUCCCGAUUUCAACUGUCAACCCAGGCAUUUCAGACGUUAGGAAUGAAAACAGGUACAAAAAACUCCUAGGCACGGUGGAUCUUACAAAGGACUUCUUCUUCAGCUAUUCAUACCAUGUUAUGCGUAGUCUUCAAAAGAACUUGUGUAAUAAUGAACAAGGCCAAGUACUUUAUGAGACCAUGUUUGUUUGGAAUGAGUUCCUGACCCGAGGAAUCCGCAAUCACCUCCAGAAUACUCUAUGGACAGUUGCAUUAGUGUAUGGCUUCUUUAAGCAGGCCUCACUCUCUGUAUCUGGACGGGAUUUCAAACUUACGCUUAUAGCAAGACGGUCCCGUUACUAUGCAGGUACCAGGUAUCUGAAACGAGGAGUAAAUGAGAAAGGCAGAGUAGCUAAUGAUGUUGAGACAGAGCAGAUUGUUUUUGAGGAUGUCUCUGACGGGUUUCCCACACAAAUAACUUCCAUUGUCCAGAACCGAGGGUCAAUCCCACUCUUUUGGUCUCAAGAAACAUCACGGUUGAAUCUAAAACCAGAUAUCAUACUGUCAAGGAAGGACCAAAAUUAUGAAGCAACCAGACUUCAUUUUGAAAAUCUUGUCGAGAGAUAUGGCAACCCCAUAAUUAUCUUGAAUUUGAUCAAGACAGAAGAGAAGAAGCCUCGAGAGUCAAUUCUCCGUCAAGAGUUUGCAAAUGCGAUUGAUUUUAUUAAUAAAGAUUUGUCAGUAGAGAACCGUUUGAGAUUCCUUCACUGGGAUCUACACAAACAUUCUCGGAGCAAAUCACCAAAUGUUUUGCAAAUUCUGGGCAAAGUGGCUAGAUAUGCAUUAAUGUUAACAGGUUUCUUUUAUUGUCGGAUGACAUCAGCCUUGAAACCUGAGGAGUGUACGGCAUGGCCUUUCUCUGAGAAUAUUGAGGAUGGUGACAUGUCACCCCAGAAAUAUUGCAAUGAUAUUGCAGAGGAUGUUUAUGGAUCAAAGAGGAGGUAUUCUGGAGAUCAUAAUGUUGCUAAUGGAAAUCAUUCUGUGAAGCCUCCCACAUUCCAAAGAGGUCUGCUUAGGACCAAUUGCAUAGACUGUUUGGACCGUACAAAUGUUGCACAGUAUGCAUAUGGAUUGGCUGCUCUGGGAAGCCAGCUUCAUGCUUUAGGGGUUAAGGGUUCCCCAAAAAUAGACCUCAAUGAUCCUUUGGCUGAUGAAUUAAUGAGUUUCUAUGAAAGAAUGGGUGACACACUUGCGCAUCAAUAUGGUGGCUCUGCAGCUCACAACAAGAUAUUUUCUCAAAGAAGGGGUCAAUGGAGAGCAGCGACCCAGUCUCAAGAAUUUUUUAGAACUCUUCAACGAUAUUAUAGCAAUGCGUACAUAGAUGCGGAGAAACAAAAUGCAAUUAAUGUAUUUCUCGGGUAUUUCCAGCCCCAGCCUGGUAAACCUGCAGUUUGGGAGUUGAGUUCCUAUCAGUGUUACAGGGGAAGAAACGGGGAAACAAUUGUGGAUGACGAUGGAAGGUCAAUUUUUAAAAGAUCUCUUUCCGAUGGAAACAUUCUUUGGCCAAGUGAGUCACCUGAGUCGGCCAAAAAUGGCAAGCAAGAGAAAUCUUUGAAUUCGACUUUGCCUGGCCUUUCAGAGUCCUCGCCUGAGAUAUCAACUUGUGAAAGUGAUAUAUCGUAUGCAAGGUAUACUCACUUAAUGCCUCCAAGGCAACUGUUUGGGGACAUGCAAAGAGACUAUUGUCUCGAAACUGGUCGCAUUUUCUUCUCUGAACGCGGGGAUGGAUUCAAUAGCUCUAACUUUGUUGACCUGGACUAUCUUUCAUCAUCUGGAAGUUCUUGCGAUGAUGAACCGGCCGAUAGGUCGACUAGCUCUUCCCAUGUCGGCUUUUCAUCAGAGAAUGUUGUUAAUGGAGUAUUGGGGGAAGCAACCCCAUCCAGCAGCGAAUACGGAUCGAGUAGAAAGGGACGGCAGCAGGCAGGAACUGAGCUCCUAUCUUCCGCUAAUUCACAAUCCAACGCUCUUGAGGAAUUCUCAGAUAGUUUUGUGCGGUGGGUACACUCGGGAGCGAUGCUUGGUUAUUAAGGUUUUGAUUCGUUUUCCUCAACUUGAUCUUCGACGGCUCUGCGGAUUCGAGCUGCCGCACCGAUACACGCCUUCCAUGGAAACAGAUUUAGUUAUGUAUAGUAAAAAUCGAGAAGCCGAAGCAGUUGUACUGACAGUUUUAUGGUAAGAUUGUCCUGAUUCCUGAAGCAGUCGUUUUGGCCUUAACGCCUUAACCAGGAACUGAUAUUCGGGCAAGUAAAUAGUCAAACGAUUGAAUCAAAUUCUUUUUGGAGCUCAUUUGAUUUUAGAUUUCUAAUUCAUUCAUAUUUGAAAUAACAAUUUAAUCUUUCGAUUGGGUGA